CAUGGGCGGCGCACGGGCCUGGGCGCUGCUCUGCCUCGGGCUCCUGCUCCCGGGAGGCAGCGCCGCGUGGAGCGUCGAGGGAGCCCAGUUCUCGGGACGCAGGAACUGGUGCUCGUACGUGGUGACCCGCACCAUCUCGUGCCACGUGCAGAACGGCACGUACCUUCAGCGAGUGCUGCAGAGCUGCCCCUGGCCCAUGAGCUGCCCGGGGAACAGCUACAGGACCGUGGUGAGGCCCACGUACAAGGUGGUGUACAAGACAGUGACCGCCCGCGAGUGGAGGUGCUGCCCCGGGCACGCGGGGGCCAGCUGCGAGGAAGUUGCAGGCUCCUCUGGCUUCGCGGAGCCCCGAUGGUCCGGCAGCGCCAUGCGGCGGAUGACGCUUCGGCCCACAGCCUUCUCAGGUUGUGUCAACUGCAGCAGAGUGUCGGACCUGGCGGAGCGGCUGAAGGUGCUGGAGGCCAAGGUGGCUGUGCUGACUGUUACCCAGCAGGCGGUGCCCCCAACCCCAGCAGCCCCCGAGGACCCCGCCCCUCUCUGGGGCUCCCCAGCUGCCCAGGGCAGCCCUGGGGAUGGAGACCUCCGAGGGCUGCCCGGAGCCAGAGAAACCCCGAGGGCCCCGCUGCUCCCUCGAGAUGACCGAGUUGGUGCCCGGGGACUUCCCGGGCCCGUUGGCCCCAAGGGAGACAUUGGCAGCCGGGGCCCAACAGGAAUGAGAGGCCCCCCAGGUCCACAGGGCCCCCCAGGGAGCCCUGGCCAGGACGGAGCUGUGGGCAUCCCUGGAGAAAGGGGACCUCCAGGCCCCCCAGGGCCCCCUGGGCCCCCCGGCCCCCCAGCCCCCGUUGGACCACCCCACGCCCGGAUCUCUGAGCAUGGGGACCCGUUUCUGUCUAACACCUUCACUGAGACCAGCAGCCACUGGCCCCAGGGACCAGCUGGGCCGCCUGGGCCCCCAGGGCCUAUCGGUCCCCCCGGACCUCCUGGUCCCAUGGGCAUCCCUGGGAGUCCUGGACAUACAGGACCCCCAGGCCCCACUGGACCCCAAGGAAUCUCUGGCCACCCAGGAGAAAAGGGUGAGAGAGGACUGCGUGGAGAGCCAGGCCCCCAAGGCUCCAUGGGACAGCGGGGAGAACCUGGCCCCAAAGGAGACCCCGGUGAGAAGAGCCAUUGGGCUCCUAGCUUACAGAGCUUCCUGCAGCAGCAGGCUCAGCUGGAGCUCCUGGCCAGACGGGUCACCCUGCUGGAAGCCAUCAUCUGGCCAGAACCAGAGGGGUCAGGGGCAGGCCCUGCCGGCAUGGGCACCCCCACCCUCCUCCGGGGCAAGAGGGGAGGACACGCAACCAACUACCGGAUCGUGGCCCCCAGGAGCCGCAACGAGAGAGGCUGAGGGUGGCGGUGGCCCCUCAGGUGGACUAGGCCAGCUGCCUCUAGGGACCACCCAUCCUAUUUAUUAAUGUCCUCAGGGUCCCUCUGCCGCCUCGGCCUCGGGGCUGCCCAGGCAUCCGGGCCUGCAGGCACCGUGGGAGCUGACGCUCUGCCUGGCCCUCAGCACAUGCAGGGACUUGAAGGAGGGCAGACUCGCCUCCCUCCCUCCCCAUCAGACCCCGAACCUCUUCUCUCGUUUCCUGGUUUCUGGUGCUGGGUUCCCAACCCCGAGUCAAGCUGCCUGAGCUGACAGAUGUGUGGACUCUUCGACUGAGUUCUGUCCCCAGAGCCCCAAGCUACUCCUGUGCCCCAGGUUGUGGGGAGGGGGGCAGGGACAUGGAAAGGGAGGAGCCACCUGUGACUGACACCAGGAAGUAGGUGCCUACCGGCCAAUAAAGGCCCAGCCUGA
Messenger RNA from Eptesicus fuscus (big brown bat), 1834 nucleotides. RefSeq names its product EMI domain containing 1 (gene EMID1). Lineage: Eukaryota; Metazoa; Chordata; Mammalia; Chiroptera; Vespertilionidae. The transcript is spliced from 17 exons. The coding region runs from base 2 to 1387 and encodes 461 amino acids. Gene Ontology annotation, molecular function: protein binding. The record is from RefSeq and is a predicted model, not a curated record.